AGCUGAUGGGUGUGUUUCACCUGCCUCUUCUUCCACCGAUGUUUCCAGUUUCAAGGGGAGCCGAAUAUGAAGGACAGACUGGAGGAGCUGAGGAACCGAGUUAACGAAGAUGGGGACUCAUUUGAUCUGGAUGAGACGUUCUCCUUUGAUAACCCUGUUUUCAAAGAGGAAGAGAGCAAUCCCAUGAUCAAAGUCUUCGAGGAGAUCACCAGCCUCUCCGUGGCUUUGGAUAAGCUGGAGGAAUUAUCCGAGAACAUUGACAAGAAGCAGCAGCAGGUGCUCUGCUGUACCACCGAGGAAAGCAUUUGCACAGAGAAAAAGGAGCUGAGCCAGAUAAAAAACUCUUUCACCAAGGAGGCCAAAAUCAUCCAGCCCAAACUCAACAGCAUCCAGGAGACCCUAGCCAAGGGCGGUGAACAGCGGUUGGCCAUCAGCCGCAUCCGUCACAACCAGCUCUCAGUCCUCAUUGGCCGCUAUCGCGACAUCAUCACGGGCCAUUAUGCUAAGGAGACCCAAUAUGUGGAGAAGCUGAAGGAGCAGAUCAGGAGACAAACCGAGCUGGCAGGCUUGAGUCUGCGGGAAGAGGACAUCAAGCAACUAGUGGAGAGCCCGAUGGCGCCACGCAUUGUCGGACAAGACCUCGAUGUGCUCAAAGCCAAGCAACAUCUGGCCAUGGCUCAAGUGCGCCACCAACAGCUGCUUGACUUGGAAGCUCAGAUUACCGAGCUUUAUUCUCUUUUCCUACACAUGGAGGUCUUGGUGGCGGAACAGCAGGAGACCAUGAACAGCAUUGAGUACAACGUCUUGCACACCCUCGACUACAUCUCUCAGUCGAACGAGGAGGUCAAAAAAGCCCUCAAAUAUGAGCGGCAAUCCCGGUUUUCUGCUGCAUUGUCUGCGCUGCUGGGCGUCUGUGCCUGUUGCACUUGCUUAUCAUGCAUGGCAACUCCAAGUGUGGUGCGGUGAGCAGAAGAUGGGGACUUGGGCAUUUGUUCAAGGGGAAACAUCUAUGACUGAGAACACUUUUGACUGUUUGAUGAGCAGGAAAAUAUGGAUUGGUCCAGGAGAGACAUUUUGGGAUGGAUGGCUUUGCAUAUGUGUACUCCGUGUUGGAGAAUGAACUUAAAACAAACAAACAACUUUGUAUCUUCACCCUUGGGUUUCUACCAGCUCUCUUAACAAUGAUUCUGUGACAGUAAUGACAUGUUUGUUUCUUCAGUGGCAUCUUUAGGAUUAACCAGCAAAAGAAGUUUUUAAAAGACAAUGGUGCUAAAGGACAAACUUGCUCGGAGGCCAAGAUUUGUAAUGAAGACUUUAUUAUCCCGGAAGUGUCUCAGAUGGCCAACAACUACCCAGCUCUGAGGGAAAGACAUUCUGCACAGGCUCUGAGACAUUGUCUUUUCUAUUUUGUCUUUGCAUGUUCUAGACUUAGCACUGAAAACCCGAGAACUAGAGAAACCCGACACUCUGAUACAUCCUGGUAAAACUCUGGGGAUUACUGUAAGGGAGUACCUGGCAAUUGGGAUCAAAUUCUAACCUAUGUUUUUGAAGUUCUGCUUUCUUUUUGUUACUGUUGACCUUUGUGGUUUGUCCUUGGCUAUAUUCCAUUCCAAGAAACCAAGGUCCUUUUUUUCCAGUUGAGGAUGAGGUCACGGGACCAUUUUAAAAUGAUUGUUUGCUCAGUGCUAGCUUUUAUUUCCUGGAUGUAUUAAUACAAGAUAGAUAGUGGCUACGAUGGCUCGGCUGCAUUCUGUGCAUCCAGGAUUUCAAAUGGGUCCCGAUCUGAUUAAAACCCGCAA
Molecule: messenger RNA, 1799 nt
Organism: Eublepharis macularius
Lineage: Eukaryota; Metazoa; Chordata; Lepidosauria; Squamata; Eublepharidae
Product: syntaxin-1A-like
Exons: 1
Coding region: 67-966 (299 amino acids)
Biological process (GO): exocytosis; intracellular protein transport; synaptic vesicle fusion to presynaptic active zone membrane
Cellular component (GO): synaptic vesicle; presynaptic active zone membrane; SNARE complex
Molecular function (GO): SNARE binding; SNAP receptor activity
Source: RefSeq, a predicted model, not a curated record